This is a messenger RNA of Sinocyclocheilus rhinocerous, 1296 nucleotides long. Its product is annotated as follistatin-A-like. The transcript has 6 exons. Lineage: Eukaryota; Metazoa; Chordata; Actinopteri; Cypriniformes; Cyprinidae. Gene Ontology annotation, molecular function: protein binding; activin binding. The coding region runs from base 73 to 1122 and encodes 349 amino acids. Gene Ontology annotation, cellular component: extracellular region. Gene Ontology annotation, biological process: cell differentiation; negative regulation of activin receptor signaling pathway; multicellular organism development. The record is from RefSeq and is a predicted model, not a curated record.
UUCAUUCAGCACUGCCUGAGUAAGAAGAUUACUUUUACACUGCUCGUCUAGAUACUCUUUCUCUCUUUAAACAUGCAAAGGAUGCUAAAGCGUCAGCCGUUCCACCCGGGAAUGAUUUUAUUACUCUUAUGGCUCUGUUAUUUGAUUGAAGAUCAAAAAGUGCAAGCUGGUAACUGCUGGCUCCAGCAAGGCAAGAACGGGAGAUGUCAGGUCCUCUACAUGCCUGGGAUGAGCCGAGAGGAAUGCUGCCGGAGUGGGAGGCUCGGUACAUCUUGGACUGAGGAAGAUGUGCCAAACAGCACAUUAUUCAGGUGGAUGAUCUUCAAUGGCGGGGCUCCAAACUGCAUACCUUGUAAAGAGACAUGUGAUAAUGUGGACUGUGGCCCUGGGAAGAAAUGUAAAAUGAACAGGAGGAGUAAGCCUCGCUGCGUCUGCGCCCCAGACUGCUCCAACAUCACCUGGAAGGGGCCGGUGUGCGGCUCAGACGGGAAAACAUACCGAGAUGAAUGUGCCCUUUUGAAAUCCAAAUGCAAAGGGCACCCAGAUCUGGAGGUGCAGUAUCAAGGCAAAUGCAAAAAGACGUGCCAUGAUGUCAUGUGUCCGGGAAGUUCGACUUGCGUGGUGGACCAGACAAACAACGCAUACUGUGUGACGUGCAACCGCAUAUGCCCAGAGGUCACGUCUCCGGAUCAAUACCUUUGUGGCAACGAUGGGAUUGUUUACUCCAGUGCGUGCCAUUUAAGGAGAGCCACGUGCUUGCUUGGUAGAUCCAUUGGUGUGGCAUAUGAAGGGAAAUGCAUCAAGGCCAAGUCAUGCAAUGAUAUCCAGUGCAGCGCGGGGAAGAAGUGUCUAUGGGAUUCCAAGAUGGGUCGCGGGCGCUGUGCAGUUUGCGUGGAGUCGUGCCCAGAAAGUCGCUCGGAGGAGGCCGUGUGUGCCAGCGACAACACCACAUAUCCCAGCGAGUGCGCCAUGAAGCAGGCCGCUUGCUCUUUGGGGGUUCUCCUGGAGGUUAAGCAUUCAGGAUCUUGCAACUCCAUUACUGAAGACCAGGAGGAUGAUGACGAUGAGGAAGACCAGGACUACAUGGCUUAUAUCCAAUUAUCACCUGUACUGGAUGGAUAAAGCACCAUCAACCAGUGGAACAGUCCUAGGGCAAGGAAUCAUGUCCACACUGUACAUAUGUGUAUGCUAAUUUAUUUUUCAGAGAAAAAAGAAAGAAGUAUACAUGUAGUUCAGUCUGCUUGAUGUUUAUUUAUAGUGUUCUGUUUUAUAAUUUAUACAUUUACAGUGUCUGGC